Fonsecaea erecta is the source of this 606-nucleotide messenger RNA. RefSeq lists its product as hypothetical. The coding region runs from base 1 to 606 and encodes 201 amino acids. Gene Ontology annotation, molecular function: cyclin-dependent protein serine/threonine kinase regulator activity. Lineage: Eukaryota; Fungi; Ascomycota; Eurotiomycetes; Chaetothyriales; Herpotrichiellaceae. The record is from RefSeq and is a predicted model, not a curated record. The transcript is spliced from 2 exons. Gene Ontology annotation, biological process: regulation of cyclin-dependent protein serine/threonine kinase activity; mitotic cell cycle phase transition. Gene Ontology annotation, cellular component: nucleus; cytoplasm; cyclin-dependent protein kinase holoenzyme complex.
AUGGAGGACGAGACGACGAAAACCGAGCCAACGGAGGAAGCUCCUGUCCCGAGCGGCUUCUCCGGCGCCGCAAACCCUCUUCCGAAAGGCGCGAGGCACUCCUACGCCGAUGGCAGAUUCCAAAGCUUGCUGGCCCGCGAACGCACGGCCAUCCCCGACCCUAAAUACCUAGACCACCAAGAUUUCGGUGCAGACGAGCGGGCCGCCGUCGCCAACUGGCUUGUCGAGCUCCACGACGGCUACCGGCUUGCCCCGGUAUAUCUCUUCCUCGGCGUGAGUAUACUCGAUCCUUACCUGUCGAGAAAAAAGGUCAAUCUCUUCAGGCUCCAGCUCCUAGGUGCUACCGGCCUGUGGCCGGCGGCCAAGGUCGAGGAAGCCAUGUGUCCGGUGGUUCAGCAUUUUCCCCUCAUGUACUGCGAAGACGAAACAUCCACACCCGUUACGUCGAAGAAGAGGCGGAAAAUCUGCUACGAGGGAAGGCCAUAUUCUCGAAACCUUGGAUUUCGUCUUGACCGAUCCUGGCCCCUUGGGCUUCCUGCGCCGAAUUCCCGGCGCGGACGGCAACGACACGAAAUGCCCCUGCCCUCCCCCAUCCUCUUGACGUAA